AUGGCUGCUGGACAUAUCACGAUGAAAUAUGGAUAUCAGGGUCCAAACCAUGCGGUUUCCACUGCUUGCACGACAGGCGCGCAUGCUAUUGGUGAUGCUGCGCGUUUUAUUCAGUUUGGUGAUGCGGAUGUAAUGAUCGCUGGCGGCACUGAAGCUUCUAUCCAUCCUCUCUCCAUCGCUGGCUUUGCCAGAGCCAAGUCCCUUUCUGACCGUAAUGAAGAUCCUUCCCAAGCGUCACGACCGUUCGACAGACACCGUAAUGGAUUCGUUAUGGGAGAGGGAGCUGGUAUUGUAGUGUUGGAAGAGUAUGAGCAUGCAAAAAAAAGAGGAGCUACCAUUUAUGCCGAGGUGAAGGGUUAUGGAGUCUCAGGAGAUGCUCAUCACAUGACCUCACCACCAGAGAAUGGAGCUGGCGCCGUGUUAUCUAUGCAGCGGGCGUUGAGGAAGGCAGGCUUAACCCCAGGCGAUAUUGAUUAUGUCAAUGCGCACGCUACAAGUACACCGGCUGGCGACCGAGCAGAGAACAGGGCCAUCAAAACUGUAUUUGACGGAUAUUGGGAUAAGAUUUGUGUUUCGUCAACAAAGGGGGCAACAGGUCAUUUGUUGGGUGCGGCAGGAGCUGUGGAGGCCAUCUUUACCAUUCUUGCUGUUAACAAGAAUAUCAUUCCUCCAACGAUCAAUUUGGAAAACCCAGGAUUUAAUGAAGCAGGAUCAGAAGAAUUUAAUUUAAAUUAUGUCCCUCUCGUAGCUCAAGAGCGAAAAGUCAAAGCGGCAAUUACCAAUAGCUUUGGAUUUGGCGGCACCAAUGCCACUUUAUGUUUUGCUAAGGUUUAG
Molecule: messenger RNA, 834 nt
Organism: Mycotypha africana
Lineage: Eukaryota; Fungi; Mucoromycota; Mucoromycetes; Mucorales; Mycotyphaceae
Product: thiolase-like protein
Exons: 3
Coding region: 1-834 (277 amino acids)
Biological process (GO): fatty acid biosynthetic process
Molecular function (GO): 3-oxoacyl-[acyl-carrier-protein] synthase activity
Source: RefSeq, a predicted model, not a curated record